Molecule: messenger RNA, 886 nt
Organism: Ectocarpus sp. CCAP 1310/34
Lineage: Eukaryota; Phaeophyceae; Ectocarpales; Ectocarpaceae
Source: the annotation of a GenBank genome assembly
CCCAAAACGUGUGUCCCACCCCAGCAGAAGUUGCUCGACAUCACCACCCCAACUUUGGACCUCCGCCCAAUAGCCUUCCCAUCUGCCGGUGAGGGAUGUCUGCAGCUGGGAGAGUGCCUCCCAGGUGGCAAAACGCAAGAAUUUGAACAAAGAGGGAAGAGAGGAGGUGAUUCGGUACCUCCUCGCUGGCAGCACGAACGGGGUUUUGCGGUAUGGUGCGUUCAAGGAAGCCGGCGAGAAGUUCGGCUACUACUGGGAGACGAUCAAGAGGCUGUGGAUGAGGUACUAUACGCAGCACAAAGCGGGGGUCGCCAGUCCAAAGAUAGAGAACCGGCGCAUGGGAAAUAGCGGCCGGAAGGGCAUUCCCCUCGAAGAACUCAGGGAGCGCCUGCGUGACAUCCCGCUGAACCGCACCACACAGCGCCGCUUGGCUGCGGCGCUUGGGAUUCCCAAAAGCACGCUGCACAGGAAUCCCAAGGCGCUCGGGCUGAGGGCUCACUCGAACGCGCUCAAGCCGUACCUGCAACCAGCCUCCCAACAGCCCUGACACCAACAUCCUGGACCUGGGCUUCUUCGCGUCAAACCAGUCCCUGCAGGACCGCUACAAGCCCAGAACUAUCGACGACCUCGUCGGCGAGGUCGAGACCGCGUGGGAGAAGGCGUCGCCGGACAAGCUUGGCAAGGUGUGGACUUCGCUCCAGGCUUGCUUGGAGCGAACCUUGCUCUGCGGCGGGGACAACACCUACAAGGUCCCUCAUUUGAGCAACGACAAGGCUGCACGGGCGGGGACGCCCAUCCCACUGCGGUACCAGAUCUCCGAGGAGGCGUGGAUCAAGGGCACAUCGUCGCUCGAGGCGGGAGAGGAACAAGGAGGAGCCGCGUAGAA